UGUGUAACUCGGAAUCAGCUGUUGUUUGGUAACCGGUUCUGAGGGUGGUUUCAGGAGGAGGACUCGGCAUUAAACUGAGUUUCUCUUCCACAGUUUUACUUGUGUGUAAUAUUUUAUUACCUGAAGAUGCCUCGUUCUGCGGCCGCUAUCGACGAUAGUAAAGCCUGGGUGAGAAAGAUGAUAAGAGAAGUGCUGGUGGGUCGAGAGGAUCCGGAGGGGCUCUUUGCAAUGUGUCUGUCGGUUCUGGGCCCCCAGGAGACCCGCUCUCAGUUCCUGUGCCUCAUCCGGCCCCUGGCGGCGGCCAACGCAGAGCUGCAUUUUAGGCUCAGCUCCAUCUACCAGGAGUACUUCUCCAAGUUUCAGACUGAAGAGGAUGAACUGGAACUUGCGCUGGCUCUCUCUCUAAUGGAAAUAAAGGACCAGGAUGUCCUUUCAACCCAGAGUCAAGAGUCCAGGUUCCUGCAACCUGGAGACGAGGGUCUGAAACAGACGCCCCCAGAGAAUGCUGUUGGAACAUGCGCUGCGGAGGCGAUCGCACGAGGCGUCCCAGUGAUGGAGGAGGGAGGUGUGCAUCAGUCAGAGAAAGGGAACCGGGUUAAGAGCAGGCGUCGGAGGCAUAGAGCUGCCAGGCAGCAGGCUGUGGGUUUGCCCAGCUCUCUGUCUGCACCACCACCUGUACUGCUGUGGUUCAGGAGGGAUUUGCGACUCUGUGACAACCCCGCCCUCAGUGCCUCGUUGGAGUGUGGGGCCCCUGUCAUCCCUGUCUUCAUCUGGAGCCCCGAAGAGGAAGAAGGACCUGGCACUACCCUGGCUACUGGGGGAGCUAGUAAAUACUGGCUUCAUCAAGCUUUGUCUUGUUUAUGUGCAUCCUUGGAGCACAUUGGCAGCCAUCUUGUCUACAUCAAGGCACAUGGAGGGGGGGCUGGGGUUGGCUCGUCGCUGCACAGCCUUCAGGAGCUCAUAAAGGACACUGGGGCGAGAACGGUGCUGGCUAAUGCUUUGUAUGAGCCGUGGCUGAAGGCGAGGGAUGAUGCAGUGGCCUCAGCGCUACAGAAAGAUGGUACUGAAUUGAGGAUGUUCCACUCAUACUGCCUCAGAGACCCUUACUCUGUCAGCACGGAAGGUGUGGGACUUAGAGGAAUAGGUUCAGUGUCUCACUUCAUGAGCUGCUGCAAGCAGAACCCAGCUUCUGUGCUAGGAAUGGCUCUAGACCCACCUGCUUCUCUCCCGGCAGCCGCCCAGUGGCCUCAGGGUGUCUCCUUAGACACACUGGGACUGGCGCAGAUGCCUCGCAGGAAGGACGGCACCGUCAUUAACUGGGCGGCCGAUAUUCAAAAAUGCUGGGAUUUCAGUGAAGAAGGAGCACAAGCUCGACUCGAAGCCUUUCUUCAGGAUGGUGUGUACAGGUACCACAAAGAGUCAGGCAGGGCGGACGCUCCGAAUACCAGCUGUCUGUCCCCCUACCUUCACUUUGGUCAACUCAGCCCACGCUGGGUGUUGCAGGCUGCAAAACGGACUUGCUGUCAAACCUCUAAGUUCCAACGCAAACUGGCUUGGAGAGAUUUGGCCUACUGGCAGCUAACGCUGUUUCCAGACCUGCCAUGGGAAUCUGUCAGACCCCCAUACAAGGCUCUGUGCUGGAGCAGCCGUCGCGACCACCUGAAGGCCUGGCAGCGGGGGCGAACUGGGUACCCUCUGGUGGAUGCAGCCAUGAGGCAGCUGUGGCUGACAGGCUGGAUGAGCAACUAUAUGAGGCAUGUGGUGGCAUCUUUCCUCAUAGCUUAUCUUCAUCUGCCUUGGCAACAAGGCUACCGUUGGUUUCAGGACACUCUGGUGGAUGCAGAUGUUGCUAUAGACGCCAUGAUGUGGCAGAACGGGGGAAUGUGCGGUCUGGAUCACUGGAACUUUGUGAUGCACCCUGUUGACGCAGCCAUGACCUGUGACCCUUGUGGGACCUAUGUUCGGAAGUGGUGUCCUGAACUUGCAGAUCUGUCUGAUGAGUUUAUUCACAAACCCUGGAAAUGUCCUAUAUCCAUGCUGAGGCGUUCAGGUGUGGUAUUUGGACAGACAUAUCCUGAGCGAAUAAUUACAGACCUAGAGGAGCGAAGAAGCCAGUCUCUGCAAGAUGUAGCUCAUGUGCGGAAGGAAUUCAACCAGUACGUAGACAAGCACACAGGCUGUGAUUUGGUGCCUUUGCCUCCACGCCUUCUCAGUGAAACCAUGGGCCUUUCACAGAAAGAUGACUGUGUGGUUUUAGAGGGGAAGCAAUUCCUGUUGCCUGUUAUCACCCGCAUGGAAUUCAAAUACCAACAAGAAAAUCCUGACACAGAUGCUGCAGCAAACCCCUACAACGCUCUUCUGAAGGGGUACGUGAGCCGUAAGAGGGAUGAGACGAUUGCCUUCCUUAAUGAAAGAGACUUCACAGCCAGUGUGAUGUAUGAAGCAGUCCAGAGGAAGGAGAGACUAGAGAGUGAUCAUCGUAGAAUGGAGGGACUCCCUGAGCCUCCUGCACUGCGGGGCAAAGUCAGACGAACUCCCACAGCCAAGGACAAAUUCUCUAUCGUACCUGGGGGGGGGGCAGUCACUUCAUUUGAGUGACCCAAAGAUUAAGACUUCACUGAACACCAGAGGUUCUAAGUGAUUGCUUAGUUACAAGUUAUAAAAAGUGUACUAUAUAUUAGAACUGAUUAUGUUGAGGUAAAAAUGAGAAAAUGUUGAGUUUCACUUCUAGUAUUUUAUAAAUCACCAGCUGUUACCACAACCCUGUUUCUGAAAAAGCUAGUAUUCAGAGUAAAAAAAUGUUGAAUGCAACAUUAAAUCAAUAUUUCCUGCUGAAGUUAGAGGUUUGUUUUACCCGUAAUGCAACUUAAAUGUGCAAAUAGAAACUGAAGGAAUACUGUCUUAAGCUCAUCAGUGAUUUAGUACCUGUACAAUACACAAGCACCUGCAGUCGCAGGAACUGAAAUUAUUAACGAUAAAUAAAACAAGGAAAA
This is a messenger RNA of Betta splendens (Siamese fighting fish), 2993 nucleotides long. RefSeq names its product deoxyribodipyrimidine photo-lyase. The record is from RefSeq and is a predicted model, not a curated record. Gene Ontology annotation, molecular function: DNA binding; FAD binding. Gene Ontology annotation, cellular component: cytoplasm; nucleus. The coding region runs from base 127 to 2598 and encodes 823 amino acids. The transcript has 9 exons. Gene Ontology annotation, biological process: circadian regulation of gene expression; entrainment of circadian clock by photoperiod. Lineage: Eukaryota; Metazoa; Chordata; Actinopteri; Anabantiformes; Osphronemidae.